AUGGCGGCCACCUCCAAAAAAGAGUGCGUGCUUUGCAAGUUUGUGCAUGGACGUGAUGCCGAGACCGCGAGGAUGUACCCAAUAUAUAUCAAAAUGGAGCAUAUUUUUGUUGAGAUAUGCUUUUGGGACCAGAGGCAAGUCUUGACUGCUUGUUCACUGUUUCAGAAUGCCCCUAACUUAAAGAAGCUUGGCAUGCGGAGUUGCGUUUCGAGCACAUGGGAUCAGGAUCAGGAUCAGGCGAACAUUCAAGAGCUUACCGUGCAAUUGCAAAUGGACCAUCUCGUAACGGCCAGUAUGGAAGGUUUUGCGGGUCUGGACUAUGAAGUUGAUUUCGUCGCAAAGCUACUGAGCUGGGCACCAGCUUUGGAAGAAUUGGAGAUAGAAUGGGAGGGCGAAACAGACUGCAGCAGGGUUCUUGCGAAGCUAUUAGCUCUGCCGAGGGUAUCUCCCAGGGCCAAGGUCAUUGUUACAUUUUGAUAACCAUGCAUCCCUACAGUCUGCAGUGCAUAAUCCCCAUCAGUUUGCCAGUUUAAU
Triticum dicoccoides is the source of this 534-nucleotide messenger RNA. RefSeq names its product F-box/FBD/LRR-repeat protein At1g13570-like. The record is from RefSeq and is a predicted model, not a curated record. Lineage: Eukaryota; Viridiplantae; Streptophyta; Magnoliopsida; Poales; Poaceae. The transcript has 4 exons. The coding region runs from base 1 to 477 and encodes 158 amino acids.